Gongylonema pulchrum is the source of this 567-nucleotide messenger RNA. The record is from the annotation of a GenBank genome assembly. NCBI's taxonomy places the organism in Eukaryota, Metazoa, Nematoda, Chromadorea, Rhabditida, Gongylonematidae.
AUGAAGAAAUUGAUGAAGUUACGCCAUGCUAAAACAUCCGGGGAAACGAAGGAGCCUGUAAGGGAAAAACCGAUGGGAAUGGAACUUCCGCCAGAUAUCAGUGAAGAUGUGGACACGAAGCCAUUUAUUGCCGAAACUGAAGAUGAUGAAAAUUCGUUACCAAGUGCAGCUGACGAGAAACGAACUGAUGAAGAGCGAAAUGCGCCCGUAGAUGUUAAACCAAAUGUUCCCUCGACAUCGAAAAACAAGUUUGCUUCUGAAGAACAAGCGGUGGACAAUGAACAGGAGGGAAAAAUGGAUUCGGACUGCAAAGCUUCAAGUAGCAAAGAAGCUGAUGAUGAGAAGCAGCACGAGGAAGAAUUUGUUGAGAAUACAGAUGAAACACCUACCGCUAUAAAUCAUGAUAGGUCUGCGAGGCGAAAACGUACACGAUUACGUGACACGCAAGCACUGAAACGGGAAAAAGUAAGGUUUUUUUUUAAAAGAUUGAUACUGUUUUUUGUAUUCAUGUUGAAAGGCUUAUUUUUCAAACAUGAAGGGAUUUUUGUGGUCUGUCUUGGCCGUUAA